UAAUAAAAAUUAUUUUUCAAGUUUAACUAAUUUAUAUUAAAUUAUUAUUAAAAAUGAAUUUCUAUAUCUGUUUUGGAAUAUUACUUUGUUUUAUGUGUUUAAUAACCAUACCUACGUUUUCAACCGGAAUGUCCUGGUUCGGAACAAAUAAUGAUGCAUUAAUAGAAGCGAUUUUUAAUCCAUUAAAUGAGAAAAAUUAUCCCAUAUCAUUUUUCGUCAUACAAUAUUUAAUGGAUAAAUGUUUUAAUAUUUCUGUUAAAAACGGUAAAAUUAUACUCAAAAAAAAAUUAAAAAGUGUAUUUAAACAAAAAUUGUUUAAUUCAACAGAAGAAAUAAAAGAGCUGAUGAGUUAUUCAGAUGGUGACUUAUCAUUAAAAUUUGUAAGAUACUUUGAAAGUUUCAUGUUAGACGAAGAACUCUUUAAAGAAUUUUUACAAAUUAGUGAUAUAAAUAAAAACGACACUGUCCUAAAAGAAGUAGCAUUUGACAUUUUUUUUAAGAACAAAUUGCUUUGUAUGUUACUUAAAAAAGACAUUAAUGAAAUACUCACAAAGUAUACAAAUAAACAAAAUCAAUUUAAUUACUUAGAUUAUGAAAUGUUGUCAACUUUUCUAAAAUUGUCUAAAAAUUCAGAAAGAGACCAAAAUUAUAUUGUAUCAGCCUUUGUAGAAUAUGUAAUUAAGAAUAGCACUGUCUCUAAAGAAGAAGCAGCUACAAUUUUUUUCAAUAGCCCAUUGUUUACAGAUCGCAUUAAUGACAUAAUCAAAAAGUAUACAAAUGAUCAAAAUCAAUGUAAUUACAAAGAAAUGAUAGCAGGAUUUGGCGAUGAUUAUACAGGAGAUAAAUCUUUCGUUUUGACUUAUGAUCAAGAGACACAAAAAUGGAAAAAAAAAUACACAAAUUAAUUUCUAUUCUUAGUUUAUAAAAAUAUAGUAACACUCCAUUAAAAUUAUUUUUUUCAUAAAAUAUUUAUUCAAAAAUGUUUAUAUUGAUUUUCAUCAAUUUAUAUUUGAUAUAAUGUUUAGUGAAAACAUGUAUCAUAUAAUAAAAAUUUAUCACUUGCGUCUAAUAUUAUUUAAA
Molecule: messenger RNA, 1080 nt
Organism: Daktulosphaira vitifoliae (grape phylloxera)
Lineage: Eukaryota; Metazoa; Arthropoda; Insecta; Hemiptera; Phylloxeridae
Exons: 6
Coding region: 54-905 (283 amino acids)
Source: RefSeq, a predicted model, not a curated record